AUGUCCCGACCCCGCAUCACCAUUGAUACUUUUGCCCGAAACUCAGCAGAACGCUUGGAUGGUCCUUCGACAUAUUUUAUCAACAAAGCCAGCCGUGGAAACGACGAAGCCAAACGAGAUCUAGCUAAACUUUCAACUACACGUACUUUAUACAUUGGUAACUUAUCUUUCUAUACAACUGAGGAACAAAUCUUUGAACUUUUCUCCAAAGCUGGAUCUAUAGCUCGUAUUAUCAUGGGUCUUGACCGUAUUAAGGGUACUCCAUGUGGAUUCUGUUUUGUCGAAUAUGAGUCCCAUAGAGAUACACUGCAUGCUUUACGAUAUUUGCAAGAUUCAUACUUGGAUGAACGCGCAAUUUCCAUCGACUUGGACUCCGGAUUUGUCGAGGGCAGACAAUACGGUCGUGGAUACUUUGGUGGCCAGAUCCAAGACCAAGACCGGUCUAAUGACGAUCCGUGCCGUGGCGGUUGGGGCCAGCGAUACUAUAACUAA
Magnusiomyces paraingens is the source of this 492-nucleotide messenger RNA. RefSeq lists its product as uncharacterized. Gene Ontology annotation, molecular function: RNA cap binding. Gene Ontology annotation, biological process: mRNA cis splicing, via spliceosome. Bases 1 to 492 code for a protein of 163 amino acids. The transcript has a single exon. Gene Ontology annotation, cellular component: nuclear cap binding complex. The record is from RefSeq and is a predicted model, not a curated record. Lineage: Eukaryota; Fungi; Ascomycota; Dipodascomycetes; Dipodascales; Dipodascaceae.